Neoarthrinium moseri is the source of this 675-nucleotide messenger RNA. RefSeq lists its product as uncharacterized. The record is from RefSeq and is a predicted model, not a curated record. The transcript has 3 exons. NCBI's taxonomy places the organism in Eukaryota, Fungi, Ascomycota, Sordariomycetes, Amphisphaeriales, Apiosporaceae. The coding region runs from base 1 to 675 and encodes 224 amino acids.
AUGGCGAUAACAUUCGUUCGCAGAGCAGCGGUGGGCGCUUUGAUGACCCUUGCCAGUGUCCCACACAUCCAAGCCCAGACGACCACGGUGGAAGUAGUGCUUCCCGGUUGGGACCAAGAGGCAUGGAAUAACGUAGAAGGCAGCAUCGUGGGAGUUGAUAAAGCUUUGACAACGUACCGGCUUCAAUGCGGGCCAGAUGCGCAAGAUUCGGACUGCAAGUUCUUGGACGGUCCCAUGACCUUUGCCGAGAACUCGGAGACUAUGACAUUCUCUAGGAGCUCAGCUGGUGCAUGGUCGAAGAACAUAAGCUGCGCUCUUGCAGGCACAACCAGCGCCUCGUGCCAUUAUUAUACAACAGUGGCAUCCGGGCAGCAACAUGGUACCCUGACUGGGCCAGACACUUACUCAGAGGCCAUCCAGUUCGCUGCCACAGGGGGUGAACUGGCGUGGGUCAAACUGGCGGUUGCGACCCCAGCCGAUCUCGUCAUCACUGUUACCGGCAGCGAUACAGGCCCGACUGCAACGGGGACGAGCAGCACUGGCGCAGGUCCUACUGAAACGGGGACAAGUAGCAGUGGCACUCCUACCCAGACGACGACACAAAACGGUGCAGGAGUGGCAAGGUGGACCUGGGGUGUCGCCUUCGGGAGUUUGAUGCUUUGCUCUUUGUUGUAG